AUGGAAAUUAUAGACCGUGUAAUUUCAGCUUUACUGGAUACUGACAAAUUGCUCUUCAAGGUGACCAUAUCAGCUAACUCUCACACCAGAAGGCAGGACUCUGUCCCCGGCAGCAGGCGCAGGGACAGCUGGGCUCAGCCCCACCUCACGGAGGGCAGCCCCAAGUCCAACGGGACUGGGCAGACACUGGAUUCUCCCAUCCUCUGCACGGAAACAGUGACUUUCACUGCAGUGGGGGAAGGAGAGGAACGGGGCUCCUUCUACUACUCCUUUAAGACUGAGCAGUUGAUAACUCUGUGGGUCCUCUGUGUUUUUACCAUUGUUGGAAAUGCCAUCAUGCUGUUCUCUACACUGAGAAGGAAGAGGAAGUCGAGAAUGACCUUUGUGGCUCAGCUGGCCAUCACAGGUACAUAACUGCAGUGUGUGCAGAAUUCCAAUGGCUCCUCACUUUCAAUUAUUUUACCAAUAGAAUUGGUGUAUUAUCAGUCCAAAAUGCAACCGCAAAUUUGGGAGAAAUUUCUACAGGGAUAUAAAACUCAAAUUUGAAUUUUUCUUCCAGCAAAUUUAACAUAUUUAAAUAUUUAUAAGAUUCCAUUAUAAAAAUAACUCCUUAUACAACAAACUUGAAAAUAUCAUUAUCAGUGCUACCAAAGCAUUCUAAAGAGUUCUACUUUCCCUAUACACAGCAGCCUCCAUGGUUCACUAAGGUGAUAUUACCAUAUCAUACCGUCUUAUGAGCUUAAAGAAUAUAUCCCAGAAAAUAGAGUAAAGGGUAAUUAGGAUUAUCGAGUAAAUGCAAAAUUCUUGGAUGAGGGUAUAAUAACUUUCUUUCACCAUAUUUUUUCAAUUACAGUGUUGUAACCAACAUUCUACAAAACUAUGUGUUCUUCUAGAGUGUAAGAAUUUAGAGGUGGUAAGGAUAUCAGCUUAGAAUUUAAAGUACUGUCAAGAAUAAUAAUAAAUGAACUGAAAUUUCACCAUCUAUUGUCAAAAAGAAGAGUUGCAUGUUCUAGUCAAAUCCAUAGUCUGCUAUGUUAACCUGGGCUUAAUUUCUCACGAAUGUUCUAGAUAGUCUAGAUAGUCUAGAUAAAUUAAUUUGUUAAUACCCUCUGGAAAAACUCAAGGGGUCAGAUCAGGAGCAUUUCAACUGAAGAAUUCUUGGAGAGAGAAAGUUUGCCUAGAGUCUGAGAUUAGGCUAACUUCUUACUUAAAGUGUUAAAAUUUCCUUCAUACACAUGUCACCAUGAUCUCAGAUCCUGUAGUAAGGGAUUUGAGAAUACAUAUCUGAGUCUUUAGUAUGUAUAAAAAGGUUACUCUGGUAUCAGCUGAAGGAUCCUAUUCUUUCAGAUUUACAUAAAUUUGAUUUGAGUCCCCUAUCCUAUGCUAAUGGCCUCCCCAAGAUUUAUUCAAAUUUUCUGGACUUUAUAUUUUUAGUCAUCACUUCUGGUUCUUACUUGCUAACUCUGCUGAACCUUUGCUCUCUUUUACAGGCAUCUCACCUUCCCUAGUCUUUUUUUUUUCUUUUUAAGCCAUACUGACCCUAACAGGGCACUCAGCUCCCCUUUCUUUUAUAUUCUUUAAAAUCAUCCACAGAAACAUAACUUUCUAUGUUUAAAAGACUUUGUCAAAUGUUUCUGGCAACAGAGGGAGAUUGCAUUAUAGCAAAGCAAAUAUAUUAAAAUUGAAUAUUAUAUAUUUUUGAAACUUUCAGCUACAACCAAUUGUGUCUUUGACUCUCCAAUGUUGUUUUAUAGGAUAACCAAAUUUUUUCACAUAAACAUAUUCUUGAAUCAUCAGAUUCAAUUGACAUCAUCAGUGACACACAUAUUUGGAAAAUUAAAUUCAGAGACAUUAAUUCUUGGCUCUUCUGAUAGAGAAAAGUAAGAGUUAACAGUUAUUACUGGGUAAGGCAAUAUUAAUGCCCUUCAUUAAAUAAUAUUUUCCAUCAUGACUCACCUCCUAAGAGCAGCUUCCUACUUACAGGCCGGUGUCCUUGAGUGAUUCUUUAAGGAACAUUUUGAUUUCCAUUUAGUAGGUGAAUCAAUUGGAGUCAGAUUCAUCUGCACAUCUAUAAAAUCCAGAUAAUGGUGGCUUAAGUUUACAAGGAUUUAUUUUCACCUAUGUAAAGAAUUCUGGAGGUAGACGGUCCAGGGAUCAUAUUUUAUUUUCUUGUCACUGGGGUCUCAGGCUCCUGUAUAUAUAUUUUUACUCUAUUAAAGGAUUUUCAUACUCAAGGUCACCUCAUGGUAUGGAUGGCUCCUGGUUCAAGGUGGCUGCUAGAACUCCUGCCAUAAUCCCCAGAUUCUAGUCUAACAAAAAGGACGAGAGGAGGAAGGACAAGAGGGGCUCAUGCCAGCUAUGUGUCCUCUUAACUGGCAUUCCUAGAACUCCCACCCAUUAAUUUUUGCUUGCAUCUCAUUUGUUAUCUCUAACUGAAGAAAAGCUGGUAAAUGUUUUUGUUUGUUCAUUUUUAACCCAUUGGCCAGAAUAAAAUCAAGCUUCUUUUCCUAAGGAAGAAUGAGAGAACAGAGAUAAGUAGCAGUCUCUGGCAUAGCUCGUCUUCCAUAUUUCAGUUUCCAUUGAGAACUGAGAAGUUUAGACAAUGAAUCUCUGUUUGACUACCCAUUUGACUGCUUUGAAGGUGCUUCCUCCAGAGUGCCAUGCUUUCUUCUUUAGACCUCAUGUCUUGGAAGGCCAGCACUUCGCAUGUUGUCCAAACACUGCAGUGACCCACUGGAUGACUGCCCCAUUAAGUAGAUAAACUCCUAUUGUUGACUAUUCACAUAACCUCCCCGCCACCCAGUUUUUGGCUAUUAUUAGCAAUUCUGCAAUGAAUAUUCUCACAAUUAAAUCUUGUGAGCAUUCUUUAUUAUUUAUUUAAGAAAAUUUAUAGACAUGAACUUACUGCAUCAAAAGAAGACACUUCAAACUGGCCAAUGUCCUGUUAGGUAACCCAAGAUUAAAAGAUGAUGAAAAAU
This is a messenger RNA of Aethalodelphis obliquidens (Pacific white-sided dolphin), 2978 nucleotides long. Its product is annotated as neuropeptide S receptor-like. Gene Ontology annotation, cellular component: cytoplasm; plasma membrane. The transcript is spliced from 3 exons. The coding region runs from base 1 to 414 and encodes 137 amino acids. The record is from RefSeq and is a predicted model, not a curated record. NCBI's taxonomy places the organism in Eukaryota, Metazoa, Chordata, Mammalia, Artiodactyla, Delphinidae. Gene Ontology annotation, biological process: neuropeptide signaling pathway; positive regulation of release of sequestered calcium ion into cytosol. Gene Ontology annotation, molecular function: neuropeptide receptor activity.